Messenger RNA from Tilletiopsis washingtonensis, 686 nucleotides. RefSeq lists its product as hypothetical. NCBI's taxonomy places the organism in Eukaryota, Fungi, Basidiomycota, Exobasidiomycetes, Entylomatales. Gene Ontology annotation, molecular function: actin filament binding. Gene Ontology annotation, biological process: actin filament organization; mitotic cytokinesis. The record is from RefSeq and is a predicted model, not a curated record. The transcript has 4 exons. Gene Ontology annotation, cellular component: actomyosin contractile ring; actin filament. The coding region runs from base 71 to 556 and encodes 161 amino acids.
ACCACCACCUCGCACGGCCGCCUCUCGCUCUUCCAACUCACCUCUUCACACAACAGUCACAUCGCCCACCAUGGACCGCAUCCGCGAGAAACUCAACUCGCUGCGCAUCGAGGCCGACAAGUCCAUCGAGCGUGCCGAGGCAGCCGAGGCGGCGACGAAGCGACUUGAGCAGGAGAAUCUGACAAAGGAGCAGGAGAUUGCCAGUCUGCAGCACAAGCUUUCGCUCGUCGAGCAAGACCUGGAGAAGGCCGAGGCGCGCCUGCAGGAGCACAAGAGCAGCAAUGCCGAACACGAGGGCAGCCGCGCCAACGCAGACGACCUCGCGCGCAAGGUGGGCCUCCUCGAGGAGGAGCUCGACGCCGCGGAGAAGAACCUGCGCGAGACGACUGAGAAGCUGCGUCUCGUCGACGUCAAGGCCGAGCACUUUGAGCGCCAGGUGCAGCGCGUCGAGCAGGAGCGCGACGCCUGGGAGGCGCGCCACGAGGAGGCCGAGCAGCGCUUCCAGGCCAGCAAGCGCGAGCUCGAGGAGGUCGUGGCGCAGAUGGAGAGCCUCUAAAGCCGUCGCGCUCGCAGUCGCAGUCGCAGUCGCAGUCGCGGGCUGCUGAAGCUCUGCAAGGCUCUGUUCUCAUCUGCCACUGUCAUGCCAGCGAGGGCGAAGGGCUCGAGAAACUUGCGACGUGGGGGAG